Molecule: messenger RNA, 474 nt
Organism: Fulvia fulva
Lineage: Eukaryota; Fungi; Ascomycota; Dothideomycetes; Mycosphaerellales; Mycosphaerellaceae
Exons: 1
Coding region: 1-474 (157 amino acids)
Source: RefSeq, a predicted model, not a curated record
AUGAGCCAAUUACUGUCGAUUCCAAAGCCACCUUCGAGCAACCAGCAUGGCUACGGACUUGUCGACGCAUCAGAGUGGAGGCACUUCCAGAACAGGUUCGAGUUCCUGGUCGCAAAAGGGGAUUGCACCGUGCUUCAAAACUUCUGCUUUCAAGCGGGUGGCUAUUGGUCCACUGAUGCGACGAAGAAGAGUGCGGAGUUCCUCUUCGAAUUUGGCACCUUGGGUAGCAGCCUCAGCUGGAGCGCUUCGCGCAAGUGGCUGCAUGCUUACUACCUACAGCUUGUACCCGGCUUUACGUGUACGUGCCGUGAGAGUGGUAUAUCGCCACGAGGCUGCUGUGCGCUCUCGAUGGCCUUCGUCAUCAUUGCGAAGCUCUGGAACUUGAUACCGUGGGAUGAAAUUGAGACCAUAGUGGAACUGCACAAGCAAGUUACAGAGCAACAGGCCAAUGGUCGGUGGACUUGGGAUGACUAG